AUGCAAUUUUUUUCGGGGUCGCUGAGAAGAAAACGACUGCAGGGCCCCGUGGAAAAAAAAGGCGCUUCGCCAAACAAGAGUCGAGCUACGUUUCAAAAUCCACGAGGCCGGAAACGCGUUUUGGCGCCAAGCACGACCGACGUGGAAAUUGGAGCGCAUCUCUGCUCGGUUCAACGACGAGAGACGGCGCAGUCGAGUCAGUGGAGCAGUCGAGUCGAGUCGAGUCGAGUCGUAGGUCGACUUUGCCGCAGAUUCGUGGCCACGCCAAGCAAGCUUUUUCUUGCCUGCUUAGAAAUUGGCUGA
Molecule: messenger RNA, 303 nt
Organism: Pseudozyma hubeiensis SY62
Lineage: Eukaryota; Fungi; Basidiomycota; Ustilaginomycetes; Ustilaginales; Ustilaginaceae
Exons: 1
Coding region: 1-303 (100 amino acids)
Source: RefSeq, a predicted model, not a curated record